Messenger RNA from Cicer arietinum (chickpea), 1665 nucleotides. Its product is annotated as probable nucleoredoxin 2. The record is from RefSeq and is a predicted model, not a curated record. NCBI's taxonomy places the organism in Eukaryota, Viridiplantae, Streptophyta, Magnoliopsida, Fabales, Fabaceae.
UGAUGUGGAAAGAAUAUGAUUCUAAUCAUACUAUGUGUCGUUCUAAAUAUUAAUUAUCAUAUAAAUGUCAUGAGGAGGAUGGAGAUGAAGGAUGGAACUCGAGCUCCGGUGAGUAAUAAUGGUUAUUUUGGUGGGGAACAAAUAUCAACCUCUAAAUUCUCACAACUUCUUGCUUCCAGUCAUCGUGAUUUUCUUCUAUCUCCAACUGGAGCUCAGGUGAAAGUUUCAGAACUGGAGGGAAAAGUAGUGGGUCUAUUAUUCGCAGCCAAUUGGUACCCACCAUGUCGUGUAUUCACCCAAUUACUAAUUGGAAUCUACGAGGAGCUGAAAACUAACAACCCUCAUUUUGAAAUAGUGUACGUGUCCUCUGAUGAAGACUUAGAUGCUUUUAAUGAGUUCUACAAAAACAUGCCGUGGCUUGCAAUUCCAUUCUAUGAUUUGGAAACAAAAAAAUCAUUGAAUAGAAAAUAUGAAGUGGAAGGUAUUCCAUGUUUAAUUAUGUUGCAACCUAGUAAAGUGGAUGAUGCAACAACACUUCGUCAUGGUGUUGAACUUAUUUAUCGAUAUGGUGUUCAAGCUUAUCCAUUUAGUAAUGAGAGAUUGAUGGAAUUGCACGAGGCAGAGAGAGAGAAGCGUGAAAAUCAAACACUUAUUAAUUUACUUGCUAACAAUUUUAGAGACUAUGUUUUGAGUCAAACUCACACGGGACUAUUCACACAGGUACCUAUUGCUUCUUUAGUGGGUAAGACAAUUGGACUAUACUUCUCAGCCGGGUGGUGCGUACCAUGCACAAAAUUCACCCCAAAAUUGAUUUCCGUUUAUGAAAAGAUCAAACAAGAGCUAACUGAAAAAGGAGAUAAUGAAGACUUUGAAAUUGUGCUAGUUUCCAACGACCGUGACCAAGAAUCUUUUGACUCUUACUACAAUACUAUGCCUUGGUUAGCAUUGCCUUUUGGAGACCCAGAAAUAAAGAACCUUGCAAGACACUUUGAUAUACAAGGGAUUCCUUGUUUGGUAAUUAUAGGUCCUGAUGGUAAAACAAUAACAAUACAUGGAAGAAAUUUAAUAAACUUGUAUCAAGAAAAUGCUUACCCUUUCACUAAGGCCAAAGUUGAGCAACUAGAGAAACAACUUGAAGAAGAGGCUAGAGACCUUCCAAUUUUGGUGCAUCAUGUAGGACACCAUCAUGGAUUGAAUUUAGUGUCGGAUGGAAAUGGGGGAGGACCCUUUAUUUGUUGUGUGUGUGAUGAGCAAGGCUCUAAUUGGGCCUACCAAUGUCUUCAAUGUGGCUAUGAAGUGCAUCCAAAAUGCAUCAAAACCGUGCAUGUGCAUGUGCAUGGACCGUGACAACCCACGACCCCUUAUUGGGUUGAGAUCCUCUUUACUCAUCCAAAAAUUUCAAUAAAAUAAAAUAUUAUUUUGUUUCAUCAAUCUUUCUAUCUCCUAUUGAAAUUUUUUUUAGAGAAGAUCUCAACUCCUCUAAAGGCUACUAAUACGAAGUUGAUUGUAAGAAUCAAUUUUCUAGGAUCACCAAUUAAUUGUGUGUGUUGAUGUGUCUUGCAUGUGCAACAAUGUUUGAUUAGGUGGUUGGUUACAUAUAAUCCUAAUCUAGACAACGCGUUGGAAUUCCCUUCAUAUGCAAUUUGGAUAUCUUUAUUUAUUUUA